AUGGAGGCCGCUCCGCAGCCCCGGCCCGGCGGGGCCGCCGCCGCCCCGCCGCCGCCCCCGGAGCAGGAGCGGAAGCUGGAGCAGGAGAAGCUGUCGGGGGUGGUGAAGAGCGUCCACCGGCGGCUGCGCAAGAAGUACCGGGAAGUGGGAGACUUUGAUAAGAUCUGGCGUGAGCACUGUGAGGAUGAGGAAACGCUGUGUGAAUAUGCUGUGGCAAUGAAAAACCUUGCAGAUAAUCACUGGGCAAAAACUUGUGAAGGGGAAGGCCGAAUUGAAUGGUGUUGCAGUGUCUGCCGAGAAUAUUUUCAGAAUGGUGGAAAAAGAAAAGCACUUGAGAAAGAUGAAAAAAGAGCACUUCUUGCUUCUAAAACCACUCCAGCUUUAAAUGUUCCUCAGACUCCCAAGAUUGAAGAUCCUUUGCCAAACUUUGGCUUGACAAAUCAUGAAGCUGUGACAGAAGAGUUCCUUCACUCCCUGGGGAAGAUCAGAUUACUUGAUGUUGGUAGCUGCUUUAAUCCAUUUCUGAAGUUUGAAGAAUUUCUGACAGUUGGCAUAGACAUUGUUCCAGCUGUUGAGAGCGUAUACAAAUGUGACUUCCUAAAUCUUCAAAUUCAGCAACCUCUUCAACUGGCACAAGAUGCUAUAGAUGCCUUUCUUAAGCAACUGAAAAAUCCCAUUGAUUCUCUACCUGGAGAACUGUUCCACGUUGUCGUUUUCUCACUCCUUCUUUCUUACUUUCCAUCACCCUAUCAACGAUGGAUAUGCUGCAAGAAGGCACAUGAACUUCUGGUAUUAAAUGGCUUAUUGCUUGUAAUAACUCCUGAUUCAUCUCAUCAGAAUCGCCGGGCCAUGAUGAUGAAAAGCUGGAAAAUUGCCAUAGAGUCCUUGGGUUUUAAACGCUUCAAGUAUUCCAAGUUUUCUCACAUGCACCUGAUGGCAUUUAGGAAAACUUCCCUGCAAACAACAAGUGACUUAGUUAGCAGGAACUACCCAGGGAUGUUGUAUAUCCCACAGGAUUUCAACAGUAUAGAGGAUGAGGAGUACUCCAGCACUGCCUGCUACGUUCGCUCAGACACAGAGGAUGAACAGCUAGCUUACGGUUUUAUGGAGCUGCCUGAUGCUCCCUAUGACUCAGACUCUGGAGAAAGCCAGUCUAGUUCUAUUCCUUUCUAUGAGCUAGAAGAUCCUAUAUUGCUUCUGAGUUAAUGUAGUCGUUGAAAUGCCCUUUCACUCAAACUUCUUGCUUAACUAAUUUUGCUAUACUAACGUGGGCUCAACACAGAAAAAAUGGUUUGCAUAAAGAAAAUGCAAAGGUUUACAGAGUUUGCUAUUUUUUUCUACUUUGAAUUUUAAAAUUUAUUCUUGUAUGAAAGUGAAAAAAUACAAGUUUUAUGCAAAUGACUCAUGUCAUAGCAUAAAUUGCUGUUACUUUCUUUAGAUUUGUAUCACUAUUUUUUUUUUCCAGAAAGGUACCAUUCUUUUCUUUAGUGCUGUGAAGUGUGAAUUCUAUUUAAUUUGUUAAAUGUUGUUUCAGUAUUUUAACUCAAUGUGGUUGAGCUUAAGGCACUGGAGUUGGUGGGCUUCUGAGAAGUAUAUGUAGGAAGAAAUAAUUUGCACUUUAAUUAAAUGUGCAGAUAGGUUAAGACACUUGAUUGCAAAUGUCCUUUCUUAAUUAUGGAACAAAACUUUUUUUCUUCCAAAAUUUAUUUCACUCUGGUUAAGCCUGGGCUGAAGAAACAAUAAUGCUUGCACAUUUGACUUUAUGUUUAUUGCAGCCCUUGUGACGUGACACCAAAACACUGGAAUAUAUGCAUCCAUAGUUCUACAUACUGUGUAAUUUCAUUGCAUAAAUAGCAAUUUCUGAAGAGGCUUUUCCCCCAGAGGAGUAUGGUACGUCUAGACAAUUAUGUUUCACUUCAAAGCUGGAAUAUGUUUUGCAGUUUUAUGAGUAUACAAGCACUAAUGUGUAUCAGUAUUUGCCCAGCUAUGGUGUUCUGUAUUCUUUUCCAACUGGGUUUUUUGGGGGACAGAGUGGGUUUUGUCUUUUUUUAAAAGUAAAUUAUUUAUGCAUUUUAAAAAGAAACAGCUUUUUCAUGAACUGUCCUUAUUUGUAGACCUAAGUUAGCCAGGGUCUACAAACUGAUUUUGUAAGAAGGAACAUAACUCUACAGGUUUUUCAAGGAUACACAUAUUUGCAUAAAGCCAUGUAAUUCAGACCACACACAAGAAUUUAACACAUGCUUUUUGUUUGCUUAUUAGGACCCAGCUGACUUCUGUUCAGUUAAAUAAAAACUCCAUAGCUGACUGAAAAUUGGUCUGCACUGUAAAGAGAUUAAACAUCCAUUUUUACAUCUAUUAAGUUUUUAACUUGUGUAGUGAACCUGUGAAUUUUUGCAGGAAAAAUAAAUUCUGUUCAGUGGUUAAAAAAGAGGAUUCAUUAUUAGUUUAGCUUAGGUUUUCCUCCAUUUAAAAAUAAUGGCCAGAAUUUUCAGAUUUGGAUGUUAGGCUCUUAAAUCUAUAUGUAAGUGCCUAGUUGUAAAUGAUUAUAACUAGGUGCCAGAUCAUGAUUUAUUUUGGACUUCUGAAAAUUGGUAAAAAAAUACUAAUACAGUUUCUCAGGCUAUUAUGAUCUUACAAGAUGAAAUAUCUUCCAUUAAACUGCCACCUUUUAUUUAUAAUAUGAAAGUUGCUAGAUAAAUUGAAGUUGUAGUGUGGGGUUUACAUUGCUACAAAAA
Melospiza georgiana is the source of this 2735-nucleotide messenger RNA. It is a transcript of the gene BMT2, whose product is annotated as base methyltransferase of 25S rRNA 2 homolog. NCBI's taxonomy places the organism in Eukaryota, Metazoa, Chordata, Aves, Passeriformes, Passerellidae. Gene Ontology annotation, biological process: negative regulation of TORC1 signaling. The record is from RefSeq and is a predicted model, not a curated record. The coding region runs from base 1 to 1206 and encodes 401 amino acids. The transcript is spliced from 5 exons.